Molecule: messenger RNA, 372 nt
Organism: Metschnikowia bicuspidata var. bicuspidata NRRL YB-4993
Lineage: Eukaryota; Fungi; Ascomycota; Pichiomycetes; Serinales; Metschnikowiaceae
Product: phosphatidylinositol-binding protein
Exons: 1
Biological process (GO): endoplasmic reticulum membrane organization
Cellular component (GO): endoplasmic reticulum membrane; plasma membrane
Molecular function (GO): FFAT motif binding
Source: RefSeq, a predicted model, not a curated record
CUAACGCAUCCAGGCACUUUUGCAGAGCCGCUCACCGAGUACUUGACCUUGACCAACACCACCCCUGAGCCCUUGGCGUUCAAAGUCAAGACCACCGCUCCCAAGUUGUACUGUGUCAGACCCAAUGCCAACAUCGUGGCCCCCGGCGAGAGCAUGAAAAUCUCCGUCAUCUUGCAAGGUUACACGACGCCUUUGCCCAAGGACUUCAAGUGCAAGGACAAGUUCUUGAUUGUGUCCUGCCCCUGCCCCGGGUUCGAGGACGCCUCCAAGGUCGCGGAGAACUGGGCAGCGUUGUACCAGGAGCAUGGCCAACAGGGCGUGCAGAAGAAGUUGAGGGUCAACUUCAUCAUCGAGGAGGACGUGAGGGACGAC